AUGGAAUUUUCUGGAUUGAAGAAUUUGAGUACUCUUGUGUUGGAUGCAGUUUUUGUGAAGCAGAAUCUACUUCAGGGUCUGUUUUCAAAUUGUAUCCAUCUUGUAGACUUCACUCUCGAUAAAUGUGCCUUCGGUUCCGACUUGCAAAUAAUCAGUUCGACAUUGUUUCAUUUGAAAAUAAUUGAUUGUGCCUAUAACUACAACUGUUUCUCUCCUUGUAAGAUAUAUAUUGAUGCAUCGGAUCUCUCAUCCUUUGAAUACAGUGGUCAAAGGACGAGGCUAUUAUUUUUUGAAGUGCCAAGCUUAUUGAAAGUCUUUUACAAUGCAGCUGUAAGAAGGAAUCAUGGACAUUACUUCGGUCCAAUUCGAAGAUUACAUCAAGUUGACAAUCUAGUUAUGAUCACAAGUCAUUCACAGAUAGCAAAAUUAAAGAAGGACUUGGGUCAAUUUCAAAAUCUCAAACAAUUGGAGUUAUUUAUUGACGAAGCAAAUGAUCCUAAUAUGGGAUACUAUUCGAUUUUAGAUGUUUUAAUGGCCUAUCAACAUCUUGAAAAACUUUCUUUGACGCUAUAG
Trifolium pratense (red clover) is the source of this 573-nucleotide messenger RNA. RefSeq lists its product as uncharacterized. Lineage: Eukaryota; Viridiplantae; Streptophyta; Magnoliopsida; Fabales; Fabaceae. The coding region runs from base 1 to 573 and encodes 190 amino acids. The record is from RefSeq and is a predicted model, not a curated record. The transcript is spliced from 3 exons.